Linum trigynum is the source of this 2149-nucleotide messenger RNA. NCBI's taxonomy places the organism in Eukaryota, Viridiplantae, Streptophyta, Magnoliopsida, Malpighiales, Linaceae. The record is from the annotation of a GenBank genome assembly.
AUUCAAAGUUGGUUAGGCCACAAUAUAAUUUGGUUACACUUGAUACCUUGUAUGUUAGACUUGAGAAAUGAAAAGGAUAUGACAACAUAGGUGAGAAUUGAUCACUCACACAAUCGAUUUGCCUCCAAUCUAGCCCGAAUGUGAUGAGAUAACUCAACUGAAUAAAUGUUGGCCAUGCUUGUACUCUAUACAGGACUUGCAUAGAGUUACAAGCUAGGUGGGAUAUGUUUAUUCCAGGAGAGUUAUGUAUCAUCACAUAAUUACUUGAUUUUAAAGUUGCGUUGAUCAUGCUUCUAAUCAAAAUGGGACGCGAUAUGGGAUUUGAUAAUGUGCUCUUCCCAAUGCACAAUGCCUAUGUGUUUCAAGGUAUGAGUUUUGUUGGGGGACAUAUAGUGAGUGGCCCAAGCAAGGAACUAAGAAGUAGGCUUGGGCCCGGAGUGUGGGCCUGGGCCGAGAAAAGGGCUAAAGGCCAUGGCCCAGGUGGUGGAACCGGGUCUGAAACAGGGUGCAUAACGACAAAAGGGGAAGUAACGGCCAGGGACGUACGGAGGGGACAAGAGGUGGGGCCAUGCGCCUUCGGGGUCAAGAUUGGUGUCAGAAUGGCAGGGCGUCUGGGGAAAGGAAGGUACAGUGCAUUUAAUGAGGUGAUGACGUGGGGCGGAUUUGGGGGGCACUGGUCGGCCCUACCCCGAGUAUAAAUAGUGAAGUGGGUGGAGCUCAUUUACUCAGGUUCCAACUUCUCUCUAAACUUACAUGGUACUUCUCUCUCUAGAAAGAUCGACUUGACUUGGGCGUCGGAGUGCUAACGAACCCCAGCCAAGGGGUUCGCUGGGCGCCGUGGUGUGCAGGUGACGGACGUGAAGCCAAGGCGCAGAGGGAGCCCUAAGAGCGAGGGAGCUAUCCGAGGCGGGGGGAGUACGUGGCACAAACAAUUGGCGCGCCAGGAAGGGGACUAUAGCCUUGGCAAAGCGGCACAAGUAUGGAGGAGGCAUCGGAGACAGCGGACGAGAGGAGCCACGCCCCAAACGAGGCUGGUUCGGAAGGAGCACCUCAUGCCUCUGAGGAGGCGCAAUGGGAGGAAGAUGAGGCGCAGGUGAUGGGUCAGUCGGAGGGCGACACGCUGACCAAGGAACACUUGAUCAGCAUCAUAGAGGAGCAGGCUAAGGCGCUUGAAGCUCUGAGGAAGGAAGUGGAAGUCCUGAGGAAGGGAGGGGACGUCGCGCCUCCCUGCGGCGGAAGGAAGAGGGACAUGGACGAGGAAGAAGACGGAAUGACAAGCGCGUUAAGGUGUACGGAGGACGCGGGCCACCAAAUUCGGCGUGAGGCGCCAGACCUCGAGGAGCGCAAUGCAUGGGCGCCAAGGCGCCUGGGGCGUCUGUGGGGAGUGAGGCAGCCUUUGGCGCGAAGUGUUCUAGCAGAGCAGGCCAACUCGGUCAUACCGGCGCUUCCCAGUUACGACGGUACAUCCGACCCGGAGGAUCACCUGAACAAUUACUUCACCAAGAUGCAACUGUACAACAGCUCGGAUGCCACGCUCUGCCGCGCCUUCCCAUCGACCUUUGUCGGCGUGGUGCUGGACUGGUAUCACCAGAUUGAAGAAGGGAGGAUCGACAGCUUUGAACAAUUCGCGGCCAUGUUUCUCUCAAAGUUUGCCAGCCGGAAGCGUCGGAGCCUAACGAUCAGCGCGUUGUUCAAGGUCCGGCAGAGAAAAGGCGAGGCGCUCCGGGACUUCUACGAGCGAUGGAUGUCAGUUGCGAUGGCAGUCAAGGAUGUUAAGCCACCGGUCCUGGGGUGUUGCUUGGACGAGUGCACCAACAGCGAAGAACUUUGUCGAGCGCUUUCGAAGCGCGACGUGGUGUCCACGGAAGACUUGGAUCGCCGGGUGCAGAAGGUCAUAAUGUUGGAGGAGACGUUGGCCGCAAGGAGAUUGGAGCAAAGAGAGACGCGCCCUGACGAGGCGGAAGCAGCCCGGACGCCCCGACCGACUCCUGCCAUGCAAGGCGCGCAGGGCUACCCCCAGAAGGCUCGCCGGCCCGAGCCUUCACGCUUUCCCCCCAGGAGCGCCACAAACUUCACCGAACUCAACGAUACUCUGAGGAACGUGCUGCAAUACGCGAGAGACAAAUGAUAUCACCUUCGCUGGCCGGGU